GAUCUUUGUAAACGAAAACAGCUUCUCUUGCAGCGUCUCCAGCGCUUAAAGAGACUUACUCGUCAGUUGAUUCAAGAGUAUCGGCCUACUGCCGUCCGCUUGCUUUACUCUCACCCCUCCCAGGAUCUUCUUGAGUCCACGUUGACUCCGGAUUUAUCAUGCUGUCAAGCUGAGAGACCAAGUUGGCUGCAGGAAGUGUUGCAAUCCGUCACUGCCGUGUCACCUGGGGCAGGUACCAAUCUGGAUGGAUUGUCAUUUGGUAUUCAUAACACCCAACUGAGUAUUGGACAGUCUAUUGAGCCAGACGAGGCUCCAUCACGCCCUAUUGGUCGUUGCGCCGAUCUUAUUCCAACUGAGACCUCUCUUUAUAACUUUGAUGAAAUCGAGUGUCCUACUACCAGUUGUCACGAUAUCUGCUCUACUUCCAUCUUAGGUGAUUCGGCAUCCAUUCUUCCUUUCCCACCACUCCAGCCCCCCAUCAGAUUAUCGCCCAUCUCUUCUGCUGAAGUCUCUUUGAAGUCUCCGCCUCUUUUGUCACGAAGUGAUCUUGAAGAUCAUUUACCAGCUGAGUUCGCUGAAGCAUUGAGCCACCGGGCCGCUUCUUCCGAGGAAAAUACGGAACAAGAGCAGUUAGAGGAAGAUGAAGAGCUGGAGGAAGAUGAAGCGGAGGAGGAAGGAGAAGAAGACCAGGAACGAGAGCAGGAAGAAGAUGACGAUGAGGAAGACGAGGGAGAGGAGGAGGAGGAAGAGGAAGACAGGGAGGAGGAAGAGGAAGAGGAAGAGGAUGAGGAUGAGGAUGAGGAUGUGGAUGAGGAUGAGGAGGAGGAGGAGGAGGAGUAUGAGGAGGAAGAUGAAGAUGGUAGAGAGGCAGAAGAAGAAGACGUAAGUAGGGAAAAGGAAGAAGAGCUUGGCGACUUUGAUAAUAAUUCCCAAGAAUGUCCUUCAAAUGCUGUAGUAAGUGAUUCAGGAUUUAAAAACCACAGGAAAAACGAAGAUAGCUUUUUUCAAGGUUAUCUUUCUUCUGACCUUUUACUUCCCUAUUUUCAUUCAAAAAGUUACAAAAAAGUGAUUAGGCAACCUAGCUUACUUACUUCCAAAAUGUCCUUGAUUCUCUCCGAUUCUCUACCUCCUCCAAUUGGAGUCACUUCCUUAGUGAAUGAGUUAGAAACCAAAAGCUCUUCUUUGUCUGUGGAUGCACAUUGCUCAUCACUUAUUGAUGGGCAUAACUUUUGCAUCGGCAUAAAAGAGCAAGAUUUGUGCCUUCAAGUUACUGAUAUUCAUCAUAAACAUCUUACUACGCAAUUCUCAGUUGACUUUUAUCCAAACAGUUCAUUUCUCAGUCACACUAAGCAAACUUUUCUUUCUCAUCUCAUGUGCUUUUGCCCGGCCCCAUGCCAAGCAGAUAGAUCUUCCAGUAACCUCACUUGCCGAGGUCGCGUCCUUUUAGCCAUCGCUUCCAGGGAUUCUGGGGUUAUUACAUGUGCUUAUCUGGAUCAUGCGAUAAGGUUCUGGCAACUGAAGCAGUAA
Protopolystoma xenopodis is the source of this 1527-nucleotide messenger RNA. The record is from the annotation of a GenBank genome assembly. Lineage: Eukaryota; Metazoa; Platyhelminthes; Monogenea; Polystomatidea; Polystomatidae.